This is a messenger RNA of Porites evermanni, 1317 nucleotides long. The record is from the annotation of a GenBank genome assembly. NCBI's taxonomy places the organism in Eukaryota, Metazoa, Cnidaria, Anthozoa, Scleractinia, Poritidae.
AUGGCUACAAGCUCGUUAAAUGCGCGCAAAUUGAGGGCUGACAGCAAAGAGCUCCGCGGAAGAAAUGACUGCAUAUUUAGUGUAAACCGUGGCCCAGUGACAUCUCAAAAACGCGAUAAAUCACAGUUUGAAGAUCAUCGACAAAGGGCGUUUGUUGAAAGUAUGCAGAAUGCAUUUCGUACUAUUUCAUUUCGCUCAGAACCAACCGUUGGAGAAGAGAAUCUCACACGCCGAAGCACUACACGAAAGGCAGGGGAAAUGAUCUCCCAAACUCUAGCACCUGGUAAAACGAACUAUGCCUUGAUGAACAAAAAAUCUGAAGAGCUGGUGCAGAAUUUUGUACCUGAAUGUUACGAGCAUAUAUUAAAUUUUCAUCAUUACCGAAGCGACAUAGCAAGGCUGAAUUCUGGUUUCAAAGUUCUGUACCUUUCUGGUAACAAAGAUGAAGCAGAGAAAGAGACUAAUGUAAGGAGAGUUUAUGGACAAAAGUCAAAGACUUCGAAAGGUAAAGCUUCUAGCAUAAAUAGGCAUUAUCUAAAGCUUCCAGGGAGAGAGUUCACUUCAACGAGGAAGGCAAACACCGUUGCUACGAAGGAGGUUACAUCAUCGCAAAACAUCAAAGGGAAAGGAAGUCACAACUCCAACAAAAAUAACAAAAUGAACUCAAAGGAAAAAUUAACUUCAUUCAGGGCGAGGGUACACAGACAAAAUUUCAUGGCGACCGACGCGAAUUUGAAUACGAAACAACGACAACAUUGUAAAGACGAUCCGAAACAGCCUAAAAUUCAAUGUGAAAAUGAACUGCCUUGUUUUAAACACGGAAAUGCGCCUGUCGAAGAACGUGUAGAAAAUCAGCCCAGUUUACACAGCAUUGCAAGUGAUAUCCCUCCAAACCCACCCAUGACCACUCCAGAAGAUCUAUCCAGAAGAUCUUCGAUCCGAACGCUGGCUUUUGAAGGUGAAGAUGUUUCGGAUGGGAAAAAAGCCACUAUGCCGGCGACACAAACUACAUCCCACCGAAAAGCUGCGAAUCAAAGACAGCACUAUCUAGCACCCUUCCACUCUCGCUUUCCGCAUCUUAAAGCAAGUUCAGCUCCCACUUCUUCAAGUCAAAUGCGACAAAAGAGGUUUGAAGAUUUCACAGCGGUUCCUUCUUGGCAACAAUACCGUAUACUGUGUGAUGCGUUCAGACCUUCGACUGAAAUGAAUUUUUACCAGAAAUUUAAGAGACCCAAGUUUGCUACGGCUACGGAGCUGGAAUAUUACAUCGACAUUGUAUCGGAGACCACAAACGAUUCUUCCCUGCAUAUGUUGUAA